AUCGCAGUAUAAUUAGGAUGUAUGACCAGGUGAUAUUCACAUGUGAACUCUUGCACCACAGAACUGUGGGCAGCCAAAUCGAGGAGACACGGCGCACUUGGGAGGAGCGGUGCUCUUGGUUUCCGGCUGCCCAAAGGAAUUUGGCAGCAAGGUGUUCCGAAAUUUACAAGGAGAGUCUUGAAAAGUACGGCAACGAUUACUACGAGUUCUAUGCAAAUAGGAAUCGUUUGAGGGAAGAACACAGAGUUAAUACCAAGUCUUAUAAACGUCGGGAAAGAAGAAGGUCCCACAGGCCAAUGGACCAUUUAAAAGAAUAUAGGGUGUCGUCAACUUCAAACGGGGAAUACGGAAGUGUUCGGCCAAUGCCACUCCUUCAAUGGCUUUAGAAAACUGAACGCAUAAAAUUUAAAGUUUGGAAAAAUAGUAUGAUAGUAUGCCGUACAAAUAAACAUGUAACUAACCUUAUGGAGGUAAGGUGUAUUGACCUUAAAUAAAACAAACUGUAGAAAAUAAAAAUAAAAAGAUUGCAGGUAUGUCUUCAGUAACUCACAUUGGUUACUUAUAUUUUGAAAAGAUUCAAAUUUCAUUUUAAAGGAACCUUUUAAAAGUUUAGCUCUCUUAAAAAAAAAGUAGAAAAGCCAUUUUAAAACUUUUCAAAGGUAAACGAAGGCCAUUUCUUAUAACACAUUCACAAAAAAAAUAAGACAAAUUUAACGUUGGCAAAAAAAUGUAAAAAAAAACAGUUGAGGCUAGUCAUUCUUUCCAAUGAGUAACAUUAUAUUUUCCCCUUGAGAAAUUAGCCGCAUGCAUGAUACAAAUCCUUUGGAUUAUGCUAAUUUGGCUCAAACUGAGUCAGAGUUCCCCAAAGUUUGAUACCAAGCAGUUUGUGGCGAAAUAAAAAAGGUGGAAAUGGUCGGAGACAUGCAAAAUGCGAAAACGCGCAACAAACCGCAAUCGAAUGCAUUCAAGUCCAAACAGAGUAACCAAGCAGCUAACAAAAGGCCAAAAGCAGUUCAUGACUCAUGCGAUGACUGGGGUUUCCAUAUGGUAAGGAACAUCGCAUGUCUGCCGGACUCACCUGGGCGUGAGAAAUGCAAUCCAAUGGCUCAUUUGCAUACAAAGCCGUUCGAUUGUGGGCCAAAGGCACCGCGGCGAUGGCUACAAAUGGCCCACAAACAGCUGCUGGUCUGGGCCGAAAAUUUAUCUCAGACAUCUCAGCAUGGCAUUGAUCGACUGGCAAGGGGCGUAAACGCCAUACAACUUAGCCAAAAUGAAUGUUUCUUGUACAUAGCCAGCGACGUUUGAACUCAAGUUUACUUAGGAUCUAAGCGAAAGAAAUCCUCGGCAACUCUGUAAGCUAAUCUACAUCUAAAUCUAAAUCUAAGCUAAUCUUGUGCGUGUUGUAAAUUCAAAAAUAAAACAUAACUAAAUCAAACAGAGAGGCGGAAAAAAAUCCUUGUCGGUUUUAGAUAAGUCAAAAACUAACCUUCCUUCAUUAACCUUCAUCAAUGAAAUUUGUUAAUACUUUAGUUUACCAUUUAUUUGUAAGUAUUGGAAAAUCAAAUGUUUGACAAAGAAAGUAAAAACCAGAUAGUUUGUAAAACUGAACAUGAAAAUGAAAAAUAAAUUAAGUCCAA
Messenger RNA from Drosophila mauritiana, 1637 nucleotides. RefSeq lists its product as uncharacterized. The transcript has a single exon. The coding region runs from base 18 to 386 and encodes 122 amino acids. NCBI's taxonomy places the organism in Eukaryota, Metazoa, Arthropoda, Insecta, Diptera, Drosophilidae. The record is from RefSeq and is a predicted model, not a curated record.